Trichobilharzia szidati is the source of this 903-nucleotide messenger RNA. The record is from the annotation of a GenBank genome assembly. Lineage: Eukaryota; Metazoa; Platyhelminthes; Trematoda; Strigeidida; Schistosomatidae.
GAUUCGAAGUAAUCUUGAGAAAGGUUUCAAAGAAGACGGUUUGACAAGUGAAUCAGAUCCUGUGUAUCGACAGACUUCAAUGAAUUUAUGGAAAAGUCGUGAAAUUCGUCUCCUGUCUAGUUGUUUAUCAAUUUUUCUACAGAAAUUCGACUAUCAAUCCGCGAUUCAAGUUGUACAUCAAAUUGCUUGUUUACACAGAGAUAAUCAAGCUGCACUUAGAGGAUUCUGUAGUCUACUUGGACGUAUUUACUUACAGUUUGGUGAUUUAGAGACUGCAAAGGCAUAUUUUGAUAAAUCGAUAUCCAGUAGUGGUAAUAGUAGUAGUACAGAUUCAUCGUGCAAUAAUGAUUCAACUCAAUUGUUAAUAAGGAAAAGUUUUCAAAAUGGUUUGUUGUGUAUUGCUAAAGGUGAAUAUGAAGAAGCUAAAAAACUCUUCGUGGAAGUUUUACGCUUAGAUCCUACAAAUGUGGCUGCUGCUAAUAAUUUAGCAAUUUGUGGUUUAUAUCUUGGACAAUUAAGUGAAUCAAUUGAAUCAUUAGAAAAGUUAACAACAAUUGGAUUAACUAAUCAAAGCUUGCCACUAAUGAAUUCUAUUGAUAAUACACAAUCUCGUCGAUUUUGUUUACACGAUGUUAUGAUAUCUAAUUUAACUGUAUUAUAUGAAGUUGAAUCAGAUUCUGCAACAAUAAAAAAGUUGAAUUUAUUGAAAAAACUAAUCAAAUUACCCGGGGAACCAGUGCAUAUAUCAUCGUUUAAACUACCUGUUAAACAAUAAAAACAAGUUGUGUUUCUUUUAAUGUACACAUAUUUUAAAUGAUAGCAAAGACCAUUUACUGUCUCGCUCUCUCUUUAUCUUUCUGUGAUAUAAUGACUUUUUUUUAAAUAAUCUUUUAUUGACCAACA